This is a messenger RNA of Lachancea dasiensis, 606 nucleotides long. The record is from the annotation of a GenBank genome assembly. Lineage: Eukaryota; Fungi; Ascomycota; Saccharomycetes; Saccharomycetales; Saccharomycetaceae.
AUGUCUUCAACCGCCUCUAGAGAACAAGCUACGGCUGCUGUUAAUAGUGUGCUAUCAUGGAUGCUUCCAGGAAGCCCAAGAGUUGAUGACAACACAAGAAGCUCGCUAAAAAACCGGUCCAAAAAAGGAUCGAAGGCUCAACUUAUCAAUCAGAACUUGAAAAAAGCUGUCAGAGUACGAGAGAGAGACGCACAAGGCAUCAAGAAACGAGAGAUGAAGGCUAGAAAGAAGCAAAUCAGGGCAAAACAAGUGCUUGAGGAUGAGGCUGAACAAAGGGCCAAACUGGAGGUUUUGCAGAAGCACCGAGAAGAAGGCACGCUCACUCAAAAAGAACGUAAGUUUUUGAAUAAGGUUAUAGCCAGAAAUGUUCGCGAUUUCAAAAGUUGGGACUCGCAAGACGACGAUUUGCGCGAUCUGCAAGAUGCUGUCCUUGAAUACCACCAUUCCCAUGGCAGUAGAGCCAUCGGUGGAAAGAGCAAGAAGAAGAGAGGCUUCGUGGAAGAGUCGCCUGCGUCUGCUCGCACUGCAGACCAUCGUUACCCUGGCCUCACCCCCGGUCUUGCACCUGUCGGUCUCAGCGAUGAAGAGGAGUCCGACGGCGAAUAG